AUGAACACGCCUUCGUCCGCGGUGGACCCCACGGAGGACCUGUACCAGCGGGUGGCGGGCCUGACCUGUGCGUCGCUAUAUUCCUGCUGCUCGUUGGUAGAGUCGGUGGUCGGCGACCUCGUUUCAAGGUUGACGACGUUUUUUGAGGAGGCUGAAGUGGAGUUCAAUGAGCGGAAGGCCUUGUUGUUGGAGGCGUACGAGUGCGGCGACACAGUGCGAAUGUUGGAGUUGAUCGAGACCAAGUCUACGGCGUACAAUGAGGCGGCGGAGCGCGUGAUCGAGGGCGGCCGUACAGCGGCAACACGCAGUCUAUUACGGGUACAGAACGUGAUGAGAUUAGAGACAAUGGCCGCGGAGCUGAAGGCCAUCGAUGAGGCUUUCUUGCCCCCGACUUCACGACAGAAACGCACCAGUAGUAUUGCCUUCAAUUCUACGACACCUUCCAACGAUUUCAAACACGACAAAAUUGAACUCCAGAUACGUCGACUCACUGAACUUAAGAUGACUCCUAAACUCGCCUCCGCCGCUGCCAGCAUAUUCCAAACUGAAACUCGCAGAACCACAGAACAAAGAACUGUCAAAGAACUCCCUCCCACCGAAGAGGAAGAAGAAGAAGACCCCACGGGCUGGUACCCUCCCCAAGACUCCUGCUGUAUGCCACACCAACCCCCCCCCCAUUGGGAUUCGAACCCACGACCUGCGGGUUCCAAGUUGGGCUUAAAGUUGAGCUACGUCACACCUUCGCCACUACUGUUUCUGCAGCGGCCAGUAGUGUGUCAUCCAGACCGCGGAUGUCCACGGCCGUAA
Messenger RNA from Gregarina niphandrodes, 807 nucleotides. RefSeq lists its product as hypothetical. The record is from RefSeq and is a predicted model, not a curated record. Bases 1 to 807 code for a protein of 268 amino acids. NCBI's taxonomy places the organism in Eukaryota, Apicomplexa, Conoidasida, Eugregarinorida, Gregarinidae. The transcript is spliced from 2 exons.